Molecule: messenger RNA, 4576 nt
Organism: Apodemus sylvaticus (European woodmouse)
Lineage: Eukaryota; Metazoa; Chordata; Mammalia; Rodentia; Muridae
Gene: Lrch1
Product: leucine rich repeats and calponin homology domain containing 1
Exons: 19
Coding region: 216-2249 (677 amino acids)
Molecular function (GO): protein binding
Source: RefSeq, a predicted model, not a curated record
CGCGAGCACGAGCAGGCACGGGCACGCGGCCGCCGCCGCAGCCCUCAGCUUCCCGGGCUGGAAACGUUGGCGAUCAAGCCGCUGCCUCCAGCUCUGCGCCGCCCGCCGCCCCUCCCGCAGUCCCGAGGCUUUCGAGGGAGCGCUGCGGGGACUCGGGGCCGCCGGGGAAACCUGUGACCCCGCGCGGGAGCGGCGGGGCGGGGGACCGGGAGAAGAUGGCGACGUCGGGAAGCGAACCCCAAGCUUUCGCGCCCGCCCUCUCGGUAACCGCCCUGCACCCGCAUCUCCACCAGCACCACCAGCACCACGGAGGCACCGGCGGCGCGGGCUUUAACCUGCCCUUGAACCGUGGUUUGGAGCGCGCGCUCGAAGAGGCGGCCAACUCUGGGGGCUUGAACCUGAGCGCCAGGAAGCUGAAGGAGUUUCCCAGGACUGCGGCCCCGGGACAUGACCUCUCGGACACGGUUCAGGCAGAUCUAUCUAAAAACAGGCUGGUGGAAGUACCAAUGGAGCUGUGCCAAUUUGUGUCACUGGAAAUUCUUAACCUGUAUCACAACUGUAUCAGAGUUAUUCCCGAGGCCAUUGUUAAUCUGCAGAUGUUGACCCACCUAAACUUGAGUCGAAAUCAGCUGUCUGCCCUGCCCGCCUGCCUGUGUGGUCUGCCUCUCAAAGUCUUAAUCGCAAGUAACAACAAGCUUGGAUCACUGCCUGAGGAGAUAGGUCAGCUCAAACAGUUAAUGGAGUUGGAUGUGAGUUGCAACGAGAUCACAGCCUUGCCCCAGCAGAUAGGCCAGCUAAAGUCUCUACGGGAACUGAAUGUCCGAAGAAAUUACCUUAAGGUUUUACCACCAGAGCUAGUAGAUCUCCCGUUGGUGAAGUUUGACUUUUCCUGCAACAAGGUGCUGGUGAUCCCCGUCUGCUUCAGGGAGAUGAAGCAGCUGCAGGUGCUCCUGCUUGAGAACAACCCUCUGCAGUGCCCUCCAGCUCAGAUUUGCACAAAAGGGAAAGUGCACAUAUUCAAGUAUCUGAGCAUACAAGCGUGCCAGAUGAAGACAACCGACUCCCUUUACCUCCCCACCAUAGAAAGGCCCCAUUUACAUCAACACGUGGAAGACAGCAAGAAGGACUCUGAUUCGGGGGUUGGAAGUGAUAAUGGAGAUAAACGGCUGUCUGCCACCGAGCCCUCUGAUGAGGACACGGUUAGCCUCAAUGUGCCCAUGUCAAACAUCGUGGAGGAAGACCAGACCAUCAAGGAGGAUCCGUGCCAUCGGCUCACCCCAGCUAAAGGAGAAUUUCAGCCGAAGCCUUUGCUUUUGGGUGACAGUGGCAGCUCAGGACAAGAAAGAGAGCAGUUUGCUGGCCGUGCAGAUGUUCUACACUCCGGACUCAUGAACUAUAUCAAGGACCAGGCAGAAGACUGUGAAGAGCUAUUGCGGAUAGAAGAGGAUGCUCACUGGCAGAUGGAGGACCUACUAAAUUCAUCUAAAGACCAGGAUUUGGAUAUAGCGAUGAUUGAGCAUCUGAGAGAGGCAGAAGACUUGCUUCAGGAUCCCAACGGUCUAAGCACAGACAUUACAGAGAGAGGUAUUUUGAACCUGUACCCCAUGGGCUCAGCAGAAGCCUUAGAAUUCCCUGAUCCUUCACUCAAUGGUCAGUCGCAGCUCCAGACAUCUCCAGAGCGUGAGGUGCCAAACGAUCUAAUGUUACAAAGUAAUGGAGGCCAGUAUUCUCCAAAUGAGAUAAGAGAGAACUCCCCUUCAGUGUCUCCCACCCCAAACAUCACAGCUCCGUUUGGCCUGAAGCCUCGUUCAGUGUUUCUAAGACCUCAGAGGAACUUGGAGUCUAUAGACCCACAGUUUACGAUUCGGAGGAAGAUGGAGCAGAUGAGAGAAGAGAAGGAGCUAGUGGAGCAGCUCCGAGAGAGCAUCGAGAUGAGGCUGAAGGUGACCCUACAUGAAGACCUGGGGGCUGCACUCAUGGAUGGGGUCGUGCUCUGCCACCUGGCCAACCAUGUCCGUCCGCGGUCUGUCGCCAGCAUCCACGUCCCCUCACCGGCCGUGCCCAAACUCAGCAUGGCCAAGUGCCGGAGGAAUGUGGAAAACUUCCUGGAAGCGUGCAGGAAGCUCGGCGUUCCCGAGGAAAAGCUCUGUCUGCCUCAUCACAUCCUUGAAGAGAAAGGCCUGGUUAAAGUGGGCAUGACUGUUCAAGCUCUGUUGGACGUCACCAUCACAAAAGCUCUAUUCACAUGAGACCAAGCCCUUUCCUCUGGGUGGGCUCAGACUCGUCCCAGAGCAGGGACUCUGGACUCUGCUCCUGGCACCUGUACCUGCUCCCCAACUCGCCUCCCUGCCAGGUCCCUGAGGAGCUGUGUUGGCAUGGGUUCAGCCUAAGGGAGGAUUCGGACCUUUUAGAGUUGGCCUGCGGGUUUCAGGUUGGACAGGUGUUACCUGACAACGGGUCAGGGAGCUGGUGGAGAACUGAGUAGCAGCACAUCAUUGCCUUUCAAUCCCCUUCACCCCUUCCACACUCACCAAUCGCCAUUACCAAAUGCCAAGCACAACCGUUUCACAGUGAGUCGCGUCUGUUUUAUCAAAACCAAACUCCUUGCAGAACCAGUGGGGGGAGGGGGAUGCAAUCAGGUUUAUUUUUGCCACCAAAAUUUUUCAAGAUGUUUCUUGAGACCAUUGCCUUUCUGAAAAACUAUUUUCAACAUACAAAAUAUUUAUAUAAAUAUUAUUUAUUAGUGAGUCAUUAUUCAUCCUUUGGAUGCAAAUUGUAAAUUAGGAAACUAUUUUAUUACUGCUUUUUUGUGGUUAAACAAUUUAUUUUAAUAUUAUAAAUACUGAGUUAUUUUUGAGCCUCUUUGGCAUGUAGGAGUUCCGGGUCUUGGUGUGCAUUCUGUGGUGUAUAUGAUUCAGGAAAGAAAAAUUAAGCAAGAAACACGUGCUUCUGUGACAGACAGAGAGAGCUGGUUUUUUGGGAGGUGUUAUCCACCUUUUGGUUUGUGGAACAUCAUUCUUAUUUAUAUUUCUGCAUUCCAUCCAGUUUCCUGCAUUCCAGCAGCCCUCUUGUCCCCCAGUGUAAUAAACUGACUGAAAUCAAGAGAGCACCCCAAAGUUAUCUGUAAAUAGUUAUGUGGGGGAAAAAAGACAUAUUAAACUUGAAGAUAAAAUGUGAAGUUAUUUUUUUUUCCGGAUUCAUGUUUCUUUUGCUAUGCACAAAACAUGCACAUUUUAGCACAGAGAAGUAGGAAGUGUUCGGCGUAUGUCUUGAAGUAUAAUUUUCGCACUGUACUUUGUGUAAUUGUGGAGCAUCUAGCACCAGAGGUAGAUGUUGAAGAAAUGGAUGAGAAAAUGGAGCUGACUGAAGUCGACUGUCAAGCUACAAGGGUCAUCAGAGCUCGUCAGGAAACCAGCAUGGAGAUACAACCGCAGGCGUUCAAAGAGCCAGAGAUGCCAAAAUGGAGAUAGACCGUGCUCGUUUUUAUUAUCAUCAAGCUGGUGCUUUUAAAGAGUCUAGACUUGGAAGGCUCAUGGUGUUUGGUAGGAAACUUGGGACGUGUGCAGCUCGCAGGGGGGCAGCUGCAUGCACGCAGAGCAGGCUGAGCAAGGAUGCAGUAAGUAAGUGUGUGAGCAGCCAAUAGGGAGCAGGGGCGAGCGCAUUCGGACUAGCAGGGAGCUAGCCCAAGAGAGGAGGAGCGCACCCCAUCCUGUCAGUGGCCGAGCUUCCUUCAGGGAAGGCUUCGUAGGACUGUGCAGGGGGCAGCCACACUCAUACUCACCCUGGAGGUGUGGACAGGUGCCCCAGUCGUUCAUCUGUCAAAAGCUUGGGAAUGCUGACUGCACUUUGACCCCUGUACAGAUCCAUUAGCAGUUUCUAGACCGCAAUGUUUGUAGUUUGUAGCCACAAUGGGAGACUAUCAAGGUGGAUACAAAAGACAACAGGAGGGAUGAGUGUGGUCAACCCGGACUGACUGACCACUGCCUCCGGGCAUGGUGGGCGGGUCCUGAGUAUGGGAAUUGAGAUUGGCAGCUAGUGAUACUUCCUAUCAUAUGUACUGUGCACUUUAACAUAAAUAUAUCUGAAUAUUUUUCUGUACUGCACAAAUACCUGUUUUGUCAAAUGGCGUAGCAAUGUAAAGAUGAGAGAAUUUUUAACAGAGUAUAUUCAGCUGAAGCAGAGGUCAGAGGUUAGCUACACAAGGAUUUAGAAUGAUGUUCUAGAAUGUUGUACCCUCAGGGCAUUACACCCAGGGUUCUGAAAUAUAUUUUUACAACAUGAAGCUCAGUAACCGUUAUUUUUGGAUAUUUUUUUCAAAAUUAAAAUAUUUCUUUUGAUAUUAAUUUCCAGUAUUUUCAUGAAAUUGGCUGUAUCAUACAAAUGGCUUCAAUAUUUUGUAAAAUGUUUUUUAUGGAGAUCUUAUAUGGAUAAGAUGUCUUCAAGAUCCCUGUACACUAUAUCUAUAUGUGCAAUGAAAUGUGCAUGGCUGGCUAAUAGUAUGAUAAGCAGACAGAAUGUAUAUAGUGCCAACCCUUCUAUUAUUUAACAGCCAUUAAAAUUUUAAACUUGUACCAAC